This is a messenger RNA of Podarcis raffonei (Aeolian wall lizard), 2613 nucleotides long. Its product is annotated as vomeronasal type-2 receptor 26-like. The coding region runs from base 1 to 2613 and encodes 870 amino acids. Gene Ontology annotation, cellular component: membrane. Gene Ontology annotation, biological process: G protein-coupled receptor signaling pathway. The record is from RefSeq and is a predicted model, not a curated record. The transcript is spliced from 6 exons. Gene Ontology annotation, molecular function: G protein-coupled receptor activity. Lineage: Eukaryota; Metazoa; Chordata; Lepidosauria; Squamata; Lacertidae.
AUGCUGGAUCUAGUGAAGGUGCUUCUCCUUCUUCCAAUUGCAUGUGGAGUAGGUAACCGUAAGUGCCCCACUAACAUUCCUAUAGCUGUCGAACAUGAAUGGUAUCAAGGAGGUGACCUCCUCAUUUGUGGGAUGACUUCUCAUAUCAUUUACCAUUUUAGUGAAGUAUCCUUCCGAAUACAUCCUUCUCAGGAGUUAUAUGAUUUUCCAAAUUUUGUGACAAAGUUCCACCAGCAUGUCCUUGCCUUGGUGUUUGCAGUGAAUGAGAUCAAUGAGAAUCCAAAUAUCUUGCCCAAUGUAACACUUGGGUUCCACAUCUAUGACAGCUACUAUGAUGCUAUGAUGACCUAUCGUACCACCCUGGACAUGCUCUUCAAAUCUCAUAGAUUUAACCCCAACUACAAGUGUGGCAUCUGUAACAGACUCAUCAUUGUCAUUGGGGGACUUAGCUCUGAUACUUCCUUCCAUAUUGCAGAUAUCUUAAGACCCUACAAGAUUCCACAGAUCACAUAUGGAUCGUUUGCGCCAGGAAAAAGUGAAACAAAACAAUCCAAUUCCUUUUACCGCCUGGUGCCGAAUGAAGACCAUCAAUAUAUGGGAAUUAUUCAGUUACUUCUACAUUUUGGAUGGACAUGGGUUGGCAUCUUUGCUGAAGAUGAUGAUGGUGGAGAACAUUUCUUGUCGACCCUGGAACCAUUCCUUUCCAAGAACAGAAUCUGUUCAGCCUUUACAAAAAGAAUCCCCAAACAAGCACAUACGGUUUCCAUGGAUGAAGUUCAUGAUGUAUUUUCAAAUAUUUAUCCAGCUUUGAUGGAGAAUAAACCUAGCAUACUGAUCCUGUAUGGAGGUUCAUUGACCAUCAUGUUGUUACUGUCUAUUACUUGUCUCCCCCAUACUGAAUACAAGGAAAAUGCAUCAGUUACAAAGGUGUGGAUUAUGACAGCACAGAUUGAUAUCAUAUUAACAGGUCUUCAGAGGUUCUUUGAUAUACAGCUCUUCCAAGGAGCUAUCUCCUUUAGCAUUCACACAAAAGAGUUGCUAGGCUUCCAGGAAUUUCUUCAGACCAUAAAGCCCUACAGCACCAGUGCAGAUGGUUUUCUCAAGGAUUUCUGGGAGCAAGCAUUUGUCUGUUCAUUUCCAAAUCCCCAAGAGCUGGUGGAUGAAGAUGAACUUUGUACUGGGGAAGAGAGGUUAGACAGCCUGCCUGAUCCAGUUUUUGAAAUGAGCAUGACUGGCCAUAGCUAUAGUAUUUACAAUGCUGCCUAUGCUGUAGCUCAUACCUUGCAUGCCAUCUCAUCAAGAUGCCACCACAGAAGAAUGACUGAUCUGGAAAAACAUGAACUCCAUUAUCUCCAGCCUUGGCAGCUGCAACCAUUUCUGCAAGGGAUUUCAUUCAAUAACUCAGCUGGAGAAACAAUAUCAUUUAAUGCUAAAGGGGAAAUGGGAGGUGGAUUUGAUAUCAACAACAUGGUCAUCUUCCCAAACAGAUCCUUCCAGAGAGUGAAAGUUGGAGGUGUGAGUGAAGGAAAACGAUUCAUCAUUCAUAAGGCCAUGAUUAUAUGGCCAAGAGGUUUUAACCAGGGGAUCCCCAUUUCAGUCUGCAGUGACUCCUGCCAAUCUGGGUAUUGGAAACAAAAGAAGGAGGGGAAGAAAUUUUGCUGUUAUGACUGUGCUUUAUGCCCUGAUGGGAAGUUUUCAGACCAAAAGGAUAUGGAUGACUGUCUCCAGUGCCCAGAAGAUCAAUAUCCAAGCAAGGACAAAGAUCAAUGUUUUCCAAAGCAUCUAACUUUUCUAUCUUUCAAAGAGCCUUUAGGGAUCAGUUUAGCUUCUGUUGCUGCAUCCUUUUCCUUUAUCACAGCUUUGGUUCUAGUAACUUUUAUUAAACACAAAGACACCCCCAUUGUCAAAGCCAACAACCGGGACAUCAGCUACAUUCUGCUUCUCUCUCUCCUCCUCUGCUUCCUCUGUUCUCUGCUGUUCCUUGGACAACCCAAUAAUGUGACUUGCAUUCUACGGCAACCAGCUUUCGGCAUCAUCUUCUCUGUGGUUAUUUCUUGUGUGAUGGCUAAAACCAUCACUGUUGUGGUCGCUUUCAUGGCCACCAAACCAGGAUCCACCUUGAGGAAGUGGGUGGGGAAAAGUCUGGCCAACUCCAUUAUCUUUUCUUGCACCCUCAUUCAAUCAGGAAUUUGUGUUUUGUGGUUGGCAACCUUUCCCCCAUUCCCAGAUCUCGACAUGCACUCUCAGAGCAAAGAGAUCAUUGCAUUAUGUAAUGAAGGCUCUGUCCUCAUGUUUUAUUUAGUUCUGGGCUACAUGGGAUUUCUGGCCAUCAUCAGCUUCACAGUGGCUUUCUUUGCUAGAAAGCUGCCAGACACUUUUAAUGAAGCCAAGUUCAUCACUUUCAGUAUGCUGUUGUUUUGCAGUGUUUGGCUAACUUUUGUUCCAACCUACCUGAGCACCAAAGGGAAAUACAUGGUGGCUGUGGAGAUCUUCUCCAUCUUAGCUUCCAGUGUUGGAUUACUUGGUUGUAUCUUUUCCCCCAAAUGCUAUAUUAUCAUUUUUAGGCCAGAGUUGAAUGACAGGGAACAGCUAACAAAGAGAAAGAAUUAUUGA